CGUCACUAUUUAGUGCACUAUAACGGUGAAAAACAGGACUAUUAGGACACAAAAAUGACAAAACAGCGGUGAUUUCAGAAGCACUGCGCGCGUUGCUAGGCAACCGAUUAUAGAACCCGGAAGUGGUCAUGUCGGAUUUCCCGGUUUGGAGUGUGUUGGUGUGCUCGAUGCUGGCUUUCCUGUUCCUGAUCAUCUCUGUGUAUGCAGUGUAUUCCGGGCUCCUGACUCAGAUCCACAUCAGCACCGGCUCCUCUCCUGUUAAAAGCAUGACUGUAGCCUAUAAAUACAGAGAAGGGCCUUAUAGAGAGUCCGGCCUGCUGUUCGCGGAGAGCUGCAGAAUUGCCCCAGAGCUGCCCAGUGUAGGCGUCUUCUAUGAUGAUCCAAAGAAGGUGCCGGGUCCGAAGUGUCGCUCUGCCGUGGGCAGUAUCCUGAGUGAGGGAGAUCAGAGACCCAGCGCUGAACUCCAGGAGCGUUAUGAGAAGUCUGGCUUUCGUAUUUUCACUUUCCCUGAGGUCACCCACGUGGUCUCAUCUUGUUUCCCCUUCAGAACCCGACUCUCCGUCAUGCUGGGAGUUCUCAGGGUUUACCCACGGCUCGGCGGCUAUAUUAAGGACAGGAAGCUGUGUGCUCACCCCUUCCUCGAGAUCUACAGGAAUCACUUAAUCCACUACCUGAGUCCUCUGUCCAGACAGGGAGACUUCUACGUGCCGGAGGUCCAAAAAGCACCCAAAAGACAAUCGGAAGGUGAAGACUCUGAGGAGGACAAGGGGAGUGACAUCACAGGUGCAGACUCUAUGAGUGAGUCCAGCUCAGUCAGCAUGUCGUCCUUCGAGGAUCUGCAGCUAGAGAUGGAGACAGACGUAACACUCGAUGGUCUGGAGGACGCUAAAAUCAUGUCUCAGUCUGGAGGCCUGGAGGAAGGAGAGGAGUGAUGCGAGACGAGAGCGCUUCCUUGUGUGUCCGGGCUUUUAAGAUGUUUCAGUGGUGAAGAGAACGCUGCUGCAGAGUCUUCUUUCCAACUUUUCUAUCCUGACUCAAACAUAAGGAACGUUCACAUAAUGAACAACCGAUAAAGCAUAGAUGAGAAAAAGAAAAUAACAGUGCUGUGUUUAAGAAAGAUAAAUGUAUAAUCACUGAUCUGGUAAGAUUUUGUAGAAAAAGGAGUGUCCCGUGAGAAUACGUUUCCUAUGAGGAAAGACUUCAGGGCGGAUAAAAACGCUUUCCUCUUCGUCCUCCACCUGUAUCACUUUACUUUGAGAAAGAAAUGUUCUGCAGCAUCACAUUUCAACUACAAACGGUUAAAAAUGUAUGAAAUAUUGUUUAUUAAUAAAUGUAAUGAUUACAAUUGUAACUGUUGCCAAUCUGCUGUGCUGUUAGGGCAAAAAAAACGAAUCAACUUCAGCACCCCUGGGUUGUAGCACCCUGUCCUGGAUUAAUUAUGCUGUAACUAUACACACACACACACACACACACACACACACACACACACACACACACACACACACACACACACACUGUGGCCUUUUACUCCUUAAGUGUUUGGGGAAGAUUUAGAGCUGAUUAAAACCUGAAUGUGGUUUCAGACCAGCGCAGCAUGAGGUCAGAUUAGACGUAACCUUAUCCGAGACGUUUCUGUGUUCCAGUGCUCUCACCUGUAAGACUUGAAAAUUGCACUUGGAAAUUUUUUUUUAUUAAACCAGCUAACCUGGAUUUCUUGAACUUUGAUUAAUUGCGGCAUCUUCCCUCAUUUUUAUGAAAGUGUUUAAAUAUUUCCUAUUUAAAAAAAAAAAGUUUUGUAUCUUGAGCAAGGUGCUGAUUUAAAAAUCUUAAUAAUUUAAUAUUUAAUAUAAAAAGGUCCUAAUUUGAACACCAUUUCAACUGUUGUAUUUUUUAUCCUGUUCCUGUUAGUCACUGCUGCUUUAAAAGAAAAAUAACAUCAAUGUACAGUACUGCAUCAGAUAACUGUUACGGUUGGAUUAAUUUCUCUCUAAUGAAAAUCUUCAAUAUGUAAAAUUUCUUGUGUAUUUUUUAGGCUUGACAUUUGAUUAUUAAAGCCUUAUAUUUUUAUAUAUUACGAUGUACUAAAAAGAUGAUUUCCCCUGAGUGAGGAUCUGACUUGAAUCAGACAAACAGUAU
Messenger RNA from Clarias gariepinus (North African catfish), 2136 nucleotides. Its product is annotated as testis-expressed protein 264. The transcript is spliced from 5 exons. The coding region runs from base 129 to 932 and encodes 267 amino acids. Gene Ontology annotation, biological process: reticulophagy; protein-DNA covalent cross-linking repair. The record is from RefSeq and is a predicted model, not a curated record. Lineage: Eukaryota; Metazoa; Chordata; Actinopteri; Siluriformes; Clariidae. Gene Ontology annotation, cellular component: nucleus; replication fork; endoplasmic reticulum membrane.